GACAGGAGAGUCACAUCCAGAGAAGAAGAAGAAGAAGAAGAAGAAGAAGAAGAAAAAGAAGAAGAAGAAAAAGAAGAAGAAGAAGAAGAAGAAGAUCUGCGUGGCCGAUCAAAUAUGGAAAAAAUGAAAUAUGACGAUUUCACACCGACUGCCGGAGAGAAGCUUCGCAUACAUUAACCCACCCCACUCCCACCCACCCAUUUCCGUUGCAGGAUGACCUGUCAGGUGCUACGUGCUGCGUCUCGGUCCACAUCAGGAGCAGCGCGCGGCGUCGCGUCCGCGUGUCAACUCAGAGGAAAUGCCAUCUCACCUAAGUGAUCUUCUCCCUCCUCUCGGAUUUUGAUCUUCCUCGGCAGGUCGCCUCGCCUCGCCUCGCCUCGCGUUGCUCCCCGUGGCCGCUGAUUGAAUGGCUGUCAUGACUUGUGCCCUCAGGACUGUAAAGCUACGAAAGCGGGACGAAAACCCUGCUCUGUUUGUGGCGUCUGCGUGUCCCUUCAACCUCUCAGUAAUCACACCCGGUAAUUAAGGCUGAGGAUCGCGUUGAAAAAUCUACUCAUCAAACAAUGGACAGACCCUCAGUGCGUCGACAUAAAGGACAAAGAUAUUUCCAGAUGCUGUGAAGUGGACGCAGUUUGUUUAAACUUUGCCAUGGGGAGGAGUUCGGACUGAAACACAGGGAGAUUUAAUCACACAGAGGAAGAGAGAAAGAGCGAGAGCCCGGAGGUGAAGUCAUGGUCAUCUCUGACAGAAACACCGGCACCCCUGUACCUAAAAAGGAGCCCCAGAAGAAGAAGAAGAGGAAGUCUCGCCCUCAUGGCCUGCCCUCUCCGGCACUCUGCUGUGCCUGUGGCCUAUGCAUCAUGCUGGCUGGACUCAACAUCACCCUGGUGGGAGCGUUCGCCUUUAGCACACUGGUGCCUUCUGCCAACCCCCCGAUCAUCAUCGGACCUAUCCUACUGCUGGUGGCCUUCUCCUUUUUCGGGGCCUGUUGCGUGUGCAGCCGCCUCCCCCCUCCCCACAGCUCGCGGAGGUCAAAGGUGGGCGGCAGGGGCGCCGGGUUGAUGGGACACGGCGGGUUGACCGGCGGGGCGGCAUUUGAAAUCGAGACCAGUGAGCACACCCUGCAGGAUACUACGGCCGUGCAGCUCAGCCCCACGUCCUCCCCCGGAUCCUCCCGGGCAUCCAGCCCGGAGAAGGACCCUCCCUACGCGGCCCUGCCGGGCUCCUGCAAGCUCUUCACCAUGGAGACCAAUGGCCCUUCUCCUGUCUCCGCCAGCGCAGUCUACUCAGCCUCCACAGCAGCAGGAGGGGAGGUGAAGCUCAACCUGCCACGUGAAGAAGUGGUCACCUAGCAGAGCAGAAACUCUUGCAAGGCCAGAGUGCCAGUGGUGUAAAUAUCCUUCUGGGUCGAGGGCUUGCUGAGUGUGAUUGUGUCCUCUAGUUUAUGUAGUGCCAUAUUUCUGGUUGUGACAAGUUUUCAGCAGUAUGCUUUUGAUUUAUCUUGCUGUGCAGCCAACUGGUAAUUAGCAUGCAAAAUUAAUGAAACAUCAGAGUAUUUGUGGAUUAUAGGUUUUGGAAUUCAAAUUCCUACCUCUCUUGUGCUGUUUUUUUUCCCUCCUGGUCUCUGUUUUUAUCUUUUAUUUUUUUAACGUGGGGCAUUAUGAACAGUUCUCAUGUAGAAAUCAAACUAAGUGUCUGAAAGCAUAAACAUUUCUCUUUCACUGUUAACUCUGAUUAGUGGAAAAGUCAGUGGUCAGCAGUGGUCUGAGAGGGCUCUCCUGAAAAAUGUGAUUUGUUCUGAAACUUCAAAGAUUACAUAUGAAAGGUCGAUGGUGAAAAGUUGAACUGUACAGGUAGUUAUGUAGUGACAUUUGGCAUUUUGUAUGCCGUCCUCAGUGCUGAACUUGUUUUGGGGGCAUAAAAUAUUAUAGGUCACAGGGGUCCCAAAGCAAUAUCGUCUCACCUGAGAUCAAAUUCUUGGCAUUUACAGUUGCUCCCACAAGUAAGUGAUUACACACACUGCUUGUCUACAGCCAAUACAUUUAUAACAAACAAUGGUGCAUAUAGAAAAGUAUGUUACAGUAUAUUUACAUGUAACUGUUCCACUGCUUGUGGAAACUUGUAGUUUGACAAGCUUUUGUCAUCACACAAACAUAAACACUGUGAGUCACAUGUUUUCUCAACACGGUCUUGACAGUUUCUGAUUUCACAUGUGCAUUUUUAUUGAAGGUAGCCGCUACUCAAACUGCAGUUUUAAGGCCACAUUCAUCACAGUUUGUGUUGCAGGUGGAGGAGAGACUUGCCUCACCUUAACGCAUAAAAAUGUGUCAUGAUGACAAAGUCGUCAUCAUGAAUUCAAAUUUACGGCGUGAUGUGACACAGAGAGAGCAUAUCGUUAGACAAAUGUGAACGUGUGAAUUCUCGUUUUUCAUGUCUGAUAGAUAGGACAGACUUUACCUUGAUAUUCAGCAGAAGUUGACCUCACUGGACCUAGUGCACACAAUAUGGGAAAGCCAAGGCAAAGUUUAGAUAUUUAGAUCGCAUAAAAAGUAUUUGUUCCCCAUCACUGUGAUGUCCUCAUGUCAGUUAUAAACCUGACUGGUCAAAAAAAAAAAAAAAAAAAAGACAUUCAAACCCUGACUUCCUUUGAAAGGAAAGUUGCCUUAGACUGAGAUAUCAGGAUCAAACUAAUGAGGGCUAUAUAAAGUGCACAAUUGCAGUUUUCUUCAGAAAGCCUUUGUUUGGCUCUGGAUUUCUAUUCCAUAUUGUUAGGAAAGCCUCAACAGCUCUGUUUUUGUCAAUAUAACAAAUGCAUGCAAAUGGCUUAUAAAUGUUCCAUCUCAGAAAUUUAUAUGAAGCAGCAGAAACUCGUGUAUACAGACACACAGCCGCUGACCAGCGCAUUCCCUUAUACAAUAUUAGCCGUCAUUAUUUGUGACAAAGCUCCUUGAAAGGACCGGUUUCUCUGUCAAAGCUCUGUCUCAAGCCAAAUUAGAGGUGCUGAGCUUCAUUUUGCAUGUUCAGAGAGCUGAAUUAUGGAAAUGCAAACACCCUGUCGUGAACUAUUGGUGUUAUCUAUGUGUUUUGAUUUGUGUGGCAUACAACAAUCUGAAACAUGUAAAGGAUAGAAUAUUUUUGUGAAGAUUAUAAUUUUGUUUAUUUUAACAGCAACCGAUCCAAAUUUGAAUCCUUGGGAAGAUAUAAAUAAAAAAGGCUCUUUCAGUAGAACAUGAAGUUGCUCAUUAUGUAUACGUGGCAUGACACCAUGUACUUGCUACAUUGCAUUUUGUGUCAUCAUGAAGUGAAAUGAAUAAAAAUGUUCAACUGGA
This is a messenger RNA of Lates calcarifer (barramundi perch), 3329 nucleotides long. It is a transcript of the gene tmem275a, whose product is annotated as transmembrane protein 275a. The record is from RefSeq and is a predicted model, not a curated record. The coding region runs from base 732 to 1352 and encodes 206 amino acids. The transcript is spliced from 2 exons. NCBI's taxonomy places the organism in Eukaryota, Metazoa, Chordata, Actinopteri, Centropomidae.